UCCCAAAUUUUGCAAUGAUGUGGUGAUGGCUCGGCGCGUCUCCGGGCAUAUUCCACCGAGAAACAGCCACAAGAGCGCCGAUGACUCCGGUGGCGGCGACCUGCCGUGCUCCUCCGCCGCUCGCCGGAAAUGUUUCUCGCCUCCGUCCGAACUCUCCGUCCUCCAUCUCCGGACCUUCGGCUUCCGCCGCUCGUGACCGCUGGCGUCCACCAAGAAGAGAGCAAGUCCCGCCACGCUUGAACGCCGGGACGUGGCUUCCGAAACCGCCGGCCGCGCCCGACCCUCUCCGUCCCUCCCGCUCCCUCGCUUCCGCCCGCCGCGCUUCCCGCCGGAAAGGCGACGCGGUCUCCGACGCCGUCGAGGGCGGCGGUAGUUCGCGGCGAGCGCUUCAGAUUAUCCUGUGGGCAGCCGAGGCGGUCUACAUCCUGUGGCUCUUUCUCCUCCCUUAUGCCCCGGGAGAUCCAGUGUGGGCGAUCAGUUCUGAAACGGUGAAUUCUCUUGUGGGGCUCUCUCUGAAUUUCUUCUUCAUACUGCCCCUGAUGAACUCCGUUGGGAUUAAUUUGAUUAAUGCCCCAGUCCUCCACCCGAUGUCUGAAGGCCUCUUUAAUUUUGUCAUUGGCUGGACUUUCAUGUUUGCUCCUCUGCUAUUUACCGAUCUCAGAAAGGACAGAUACAAAGGUUCACUGGACAUUUUAUGGGGCCUGCAGAUGUUCCUCACAAACACGUUCCUAAUUCCUUACAUGGCCAUCCGACUAAAUGAGGCUGAGCAGGAUGAAACUCCAGGCAAGCUCUCUCAGCUAGGCUCGGUGAUGACGAAUGGUGCACCGGUUGUGGGACUGAUAGGUGGAGGAGUUUGUCUGAUUUCGGUAUUGUGGGCCCUAUUUGGCAGAAGUGAUGGCGAUUUUGGUGGCAUAGCAGACAGACUGGACUUCUUGGUAAGCUACCUUGGUUCUGAGAGGCUGGCGUAUGCCUUCAUAUGGGAUAUAGUACUUUACACAGUCUUCCAGCCUUGGCUAAUCGGUGACAACCUACAAAACAUUGAGGAUAGCAAGACUGGAAUAGUGAAUUAUCUUAGAUUUGUUCCAGUUGUUGGUUUGAUUGCCUACCUUCUCUGUUUUGAUCAAGACAAGAAUAAUGCCUAACUGUACCACAUUGGGUGUAUAUGCCAAUGAGUCCACCUGUAGUUCAGUCUUGUUAUCAGGAACAGUUGGGGAGUUUCUUUCUAGUUGAUUCAACGUCUUACAUCCUCUAUCAUGAUCACUAAAUGCUGCUUAUGCAGUGGCUUACCGUCUGGUGUUGGGAAUACCUACAUUACCCCGUUCUUACAAUUGAACUUUCCACACACUUUCUUUUCCACAAA
Eucalyptus grandis is the source of this 1360-nucleotide messenger RNA. RefSeq lists its product as uncharacterized. The record is from RefSeq and is a predicted model, not a curated record. Lineage: Eukaryota; Viridiplantae; Streptophyta; Magnoliopsida; Myrtales; Myrtaceae. The coding region runs from base 81 to 1142 and encodes 353 amino acids. The transcript has 5 exons.